AUGUCUGGAGGUAACAAGUUUUUACAUAUUUGCUAUACAUCGUAUCAUUGUUAUGAGUAUCGAAAAUCAUUUAGAUGUAAGCAAAGAAAUAAAGAAUCGCCAGAAGAAAGAGAAAAAUUGAAUAAGGAAGAUAAAGUUCCGAUUUGUGAUUUGUGUAAAAUAAAACAUUUUAGAUGUAAAGGAAAAAAAUGUAAGAUGUGUUGUAAAAAGAAUGAUUGUAGUACAUAUCCUUGUAAUUAUUGUGUAGAAAAUGAUCUUGAAUGUAAAUAUACUAUUAUACAGAGUGAUGAAGAAUUUAAAAAAUUUAAAAAGAAAGGAAUGAUAUAUUUUGGUGGACAACUUGAGAAUACUAAGAAUGGAAAAGUUCAUGUUCAGGGAUAUU
Molecule: messenger RNA, 382 nt
Organism: Scutellospora calospora
Lineage: Eukaryota; Fungi; Glomeromycota; Glomeromycetes; Diversisporales; Gigasporaceae
Source: the annotation of a GenBank genome assembly